AUGGACUACGGUAGAACAAGAAGGAAACGUCUUUUAAUGAAUGGAUCAGAUGAAUCAGAGAAUCAAUACGCACAGCACUACGUGGAGUUUCUCGAAACUAUGUCUUAUACAAAAUUUGGAGUCUGCGCUGUUUGCGGUUUCUCUUGCCAAGUUCAGUAUCAUUUUGGUGGUGUUGUGUGUGGAGCAUGUUCGGCAUUCUUCCGAAGAACCGUUUCAUUAAAUAUUCGAUAUUUAUGUGACGGUGACAAUCAGUGCAAAAGCAUGCUGAAAAAAUGCAGAGCAUGCCGAUUCGAGUCAUGUGUUAAAACUGCCGGAAUGAAGAGAAGUUUGGUGAGGCGGAAAAAACCCACGAUAAAAACAACUCCAUUAUACAUAAAGAAUAGAGAGACACAUGUGAGAAAUGAAGAUGUUUUAAGAGCUUUCAUACCAUCUUACACACAUCCUAGUCCUGCAAAUGAAACUGUAGAGGACAAGGGGAAAUUUAGCGAAAAAUUAAAAUUAAGCCAUGGAAACAUCCUAAAAUUCUACAUCAAUCAAGUGAGAUAUGCAAAACGGAAAAAUACGAAUAUAUUUACUAUAAAGACAACUGAAGAUUUCAUGCGAUUAGUUAAUUUUCAAAGAAAAAUAGCUGAUGAAACAUGUUCAUCGUUUCCGGGAGUCGAAUUAAUUGAUGAGAAUAAUAUUCUGAUUCUUCGUAAAUAUCUCCAAUUUUCAAGUGUUUGGAUCGAAUCCACAUGGACAUAUUGGAUCACAAAUUCUUCAGUUUCAGUUGAUAAUAUGGAGAUGGAUAAAAGGCUAAAAGAACUCAUUGAGCACGUCAAAUCAACACUACUAAUUUCGCUGUCUCAAUUAAAACUCAAUAUUUUCGAAUUCGCAGCAUUCAAAUCAUUUUUCGUCUGGAAAUUAGUGUUCCACAAAACAAGCGUUGCCAUGAAAACUAUCGGGCAGGAGCAUUAUGAAUGUGUCAGCAGUGCCUUAAAAAGUUAUUAUCAGACAUACACUUCAAUGGAUUCAACUGAAAUUGCUGUUCGAAUUGGUGAAAUAACGCUAUUGUUAUCAUUAGUUUUUCAAAUAUAUCACGACAUGGCAAAACUGUAUGUGCAUUUGGGACUUCCAUUUUGA
This is a messenger RNA of Caenorhabditis elegans, 1122 nucleotides long. RefSeq names its product Nuclear hormone receptor family member nhr-164 (gene nhr-164). Gene Ontology annotation, biological process: regulation of DNA-templated transcription. Gene Ontology annotation, molecular function: DNA-binding transcription factor activity; sequence-specific DNA binding; zinc ion binding. The record is from RefSeq and is marked reviewed. NCBI's taxonomy places the organism in Eukaryota, Metazoa, Nematoda, Chromadorea, Rhabditida, Rhabditidae. Gene Ontology annotation, cellular component: nucleus. Bases 1 to 1122 code for a protein of 373 amino acids. The transcript is spliced from 8 exons.